AGCAGAGAGGCCACGUGCUCGUGAGCGACGAUCCGGCUGUGUGUGAUGACGACGACAAAGAGGAUUGUUUGCGAAUCGCACACAAGGAAAAAGACUUCAUCUCUCUCCUCUCCUGCACACCUGACACCGUCUCAUACAGAAAUCUGAAUCUUGGGUCUUAUCUUAUCCUGUUUAUUGUUGACGUAUUCAACACCGUCGCAUGUGAGGAUGACAUCGAGGAACUUUUCAGAAAAGUCAUGCAACGCUUUGAAGAUUACUGCCUUGAUAACAAAAGGCAGAUGCCCACCAAAGACAGAUGCACACUUACAAAACGCUUCUACUUUUAUCCAGGUCUCAAUGUUGUUUGAGACAAACUUUGUCCUCACAUUUGAAAUGAUGAUUUUAAUUCUGACCAAGCGAUCAGGGGCCAGACCCUGUGUGUGAAGUGACGGUUGACACUUCUUGUUAUAAACGUGUGUGAAGAUUCUCAGUCGUCAAGGUUAUAUUUUCAGGAGUUGUACACGUUUUAAUCUGAUUCCAUCUACAUUUCCUUCAAUCAAACUCAUUCACCUGAUCCUCUGUGACUAAAAUCACAUUAAUAUAAAAAGUCGUCACUGGCCCACGUCUUUGUCACAGUCUUUUAUUAUUCAAUUAUUUUUAAGUACUAUUUUCAUAACAAAGCUCUUGUAGUUAAAGUGAAUAACAUAACAUGAAUGGUAAUGUUGAGAUUAUGUUAGCAAUUGUGUAACAAGCAGUUAAGGAUAGUGAAGUGAAACUUUUCAUACUUUUGUACUUUUA
Paralichthys olivaceus (Japanese flounder) is the source of this 777-nucleotide messenger RNA. NCBI's taxonomy places the organism in Eukaryota, Metazoa, Chordata, Actinopteri, Pleuronectiformes, Paralichthyidae. The record is from RefSeq and is a predicted model, not a curated record.